AUGGGAUCGUCCGCCCCGCCCUCUCCCGCCCCCAUCCCCGCUCCUCCCAGCACAGUGGAUCGGUCCACACCCCCCUCGCCAGGAUUGGGCCGAGAAGCCUCCACUCCCCGCGCCGCUUCCCCUCCGCGGGCCUUGACGUCUGACGCUUCGCCCGGACUCUUCCAUUCUCCCAGAGGGGCGGGGGGGAGGAGAAUUGCUCCCGGGCCUAGGGAGGAGUCGCGCAUUCAGGUACAGCAGGGUGAGAAAAAGCGCACUUACUCCUCUCAGAGACUGGGAGAGGUGCGACGGCGCACCUCGGAGUCCGGCGGAGGGUCGGGAGCAGCGAGCAGCAAGGCCUGCCCCCUCUGCUCCCCUAGGAAGCCGUGGUUCCGCCCUCCUGCGGAGGAGCGAUCGCGGGGAGAUGGCGGAGCCGCCGCGGCGGGGCCCGGAUCCGGGAAAGGUGGGCGCCCGGGGGGUCCGGGGACACGGCGGAGCCCGGCGACCGCAGAGACAGCGCCCCGCCCGCCGGGUGAGCAGCGCCUCCGCGUCGUGGCAUCCUCGGCCCGCCCCCCGCAGGAUCGCGCCCCUCCGUGGGCUGCCACCCGGGGACCCCCCCCACCCAGUGUCCCCCUCAUCCAGUGCCGCCCUCCCUGCCCCCCCACCCAGUGCCCCCCUUCCUGUGUCCCCCUCAUCCAGUGCCUCCCUCCCUGUGUCCUCCCCACCCAGUGUCCCCCUCAUCCAGUGUCCCCCCCGCCGUGUGUCCCCCUCACUAUGUCCCCCCCCACCCUGUGUCUCCUCACUUUGUGUCCCCCCUUCCUAGCGUGUCCUGGCCAGGUGACCCCAGAGCCCCCUCCCCAGGCCAGCUCGCAUUCCCUCUCUGGUUCUCUCCCCAGUGUCUCCCCCCAAAGCCUGCUCAGUCUUCACGCUGUCACCCUAAGUGACUCCUUGCCCCCCCCCAGCCUUUACCCCAACCCUGAGCUCCCCCACUCUCACCCUCGGACCCUUCCUGGGUCCCUUGUGUCCUGCAGUCACAGGUCAGACCCCCGUCUUCUGCACCUGCCCCCCUCCCCACAUGUGCGCCGGCCUUUGCCUCAGCUCAGUGGUUGCUCUAGACAUCGCCCACCCCCAGACCUUCUCCGUGCUUUGGCCGGGCCAGGGAGCCAGACUGUGGUAGAGGAGCCCGAUGGCCUUCCCUGGGGUGCCCCUGGAGCCCUCCUGAGAUUGGGGGGCAGCCCCCAUCGCAGACUAAGGGAGCGCAGGCAGCUGGACCUCGCACUCAGGCCUCUAAAUUCUCCUAGGUCCCUCUCGUGUGAGCUGCUCUGGGACCACGCUGCUCUUCGCUCCUGCCACGGAGUGUGA
This is a messenger RNA of Vombatus ursinus (common wombat), 1338 nucleotides long. Its product is annotated as WAS/WASL-interacting protein family member 3-like. The record is from RefSeq and is a predicted model, not a curated record. The transcript has a single exon. Bases 1 to 1338 code for a protein of 445 amino acids. NCBI's taxonomy places the organism in Eukaryota, Metazoa, Chordata, Mammalia, Diprotodontia, Vombatidae.